Thlaspi arvense is the source of this 3432-nucleotide messenger RNA. The record is from the annotation of a GenBank genome assembly. NCBI's taxonomy places the organism in Eukaryota, Viridiplantae, Streptophyta, Magnoliopsida, Brassicales, Brassicaceae.
AUGGAUCGGGGUUCAUUGCGAGAUCCAUUUUUGGACAUCGAAAAAAAUGUUACACCGAUACCUAAACAACUGAAAAAGAGCGAAUCUGACAUCGAUAAGAACAAGCCAAGAAGAAAUCGGAUUGCAAUUGCCUUGUGCUUGUCUCUCUUUCUUGUCGGAACCUCAGGCAUUAUCUUCAGUAGACAGUUUUCCAGCCAAGAAACUGAAUCCAAAGAGUCGGUUGUAACGUCGGAAAACGGCGUAGUGGCUGCCGACCACGAGACAUGUUCAGAGAUAGGCGCCGACGUGCUAGGACGACUCGGCGGCUCCGCCGUAGACGCCGCAGUGGCCGUCGCGUUUUGCUUAGGUGUUGUGAAUCCAACGUCGAGCGGAAUCGGCGGUGGAGCCUUCAUGGUCGUCGGCUCACCCGGUACGAAUGCUAGGGCUUAUGACAUGCGUGAAACCGCUUCAUCUACUGCUUACGAGGAUAUGUUCAAGGACAGAGAGAAGGAGAAAGAAAAAGGACCAUUGUCCGUAGCAGUUCCAGGAGAAGUAGCCGGACUUUACGAUGCUUGGACAGAUAACGGCCGCCGUGUCGACUGGAAACUGCUGGUCGAGCCGUCUAUUAAGCUGGCUAAAGACGGUUUCAAGGUUGGUCCGCAUCUCGCCUUCGCCAUAUCCCAUAACGAUGAGAAGAUCAAGGGUGAUCCUGGUUUGAAGAGUGUUUUCAUGAACGUAGACACAUUUUUGAUUGAAGGGGAUACAUGUUACAACCGCAAACUCGCUGAGACCUUGAGAAAAGUGGCGGAGAGAGGGAAAGAAGCGUUUUACGAAGGGGAAGUUGCGGAGAAUCUUGUAAAGGAUCUCAUGGAGGCCAAAGGGAACAUGACGUUGGGUGAUUUGUAUGAUUAUAAAGUUAACGUGACCGAUGCGAUGGUUGUUGAAGAUAUUAUGGGGUAUAAAAUACAAGGAAUGUGGCCUCCGUCUAGUGGAACGCCAGGUUUUGCAAUGGUUCUUAAUACAUUGGCGGGAUACAAAGAUUUGAAUGCUGUUGAUAAGAAUCUUGCUCUCCAUCGUGUUAUAGAAGCAAUAAAAUAUAUGCUUGCAGCUCGAAUGGAUCUUGGAGAUCCUGCGUUUGUUAAUGGAAUAGAUGAUGUUGUGAAAAACAUGAUAUCUAAGACUUUUGCGGAAAAAAUUCGAGGGGAAAUUUCAGAUGACGAGACUUACCCACCAAAACAUUACCGUGACAAAUAUAACCAGCUCAAGGAUCAAGGGACGAGCCAUUUCUGUGUAGUGGAUAAAGAUAGAAACGUUGUGUCGAUGACAACAACUGUGAAUUAUGCGUUCGGGUCAGGGUUUAUGUCGCCUUCUACAGGUAUUAUACUCAACAACCAGAUGGCUGAUUUCUCGUUACCAAACAAGACAUCUGAAGCACCCGCGAAUUACAUCGCACCAAAGAAGAGGCCUUUGUCUUCCAUGAUGCCUAUAAUCAUCACAAAGGAUGAUGAGCUAGUCGGAGUUAUUGGAGCUAGCGGCGGGAUUUAUAUAAUUCCGGCGGUGAUACAAGUGUUCCUCAAUCAUUUUGUUUACGAGAUGAGUCCUCUAGAGGCUGUGAAGAGUCCAAGAGUCUACCACAAGUUGAACCCAAACGAGGUGUUAUAUGAGAAAUGGGAAGUGUACAACAAAGAACACAUUCUGCUUAAAAAAGAGACUCGAGAUUUCUUGGAGAAGAAAGAACAUUUCCUAAAGCCUACAAAUGUGGGAGCCACUGUUCAAUUUGUUGUCCAAAACGGACAAGUUUUGACGGCAGUGAGUGAUUUCCGGAAAGGUUAUUGCUUUAACGAGAGCAUAACAGUUUGGUUGUCGAGAGAAUCAAAAACCCACAGCCUUAGCCAUGGAACCGUUGGUGACGCCAUCGAAACAGAGAACGGUGUUGUGGCGGCUGACGACGGCCGGUGCUCCGAGAUCGGUGCUUCUGUCCUCAGAAGAGGUGGACACGCGGUUGACGCCGCCGUCGCUACUACCUUAUGCGUCGGCGUUGUUAACCCGAUGUCUAGCGGCAUCGGCGGUGGAUCCUUCUUGAUCGUUAGCUCGACGGAGGAUUCCAAAGCUGAGGCCUUUGACAUGAGAGAAACCGCUCCAUUAGCUUCUUCUAAGGAUAUGUAUAAGAACAAUGCGAAUGCGAAAUCCAUCGGCGCAUUGUCGAUGGGAGUUCCGGGAGAGAUAGCCGGACUUUACGAGGCUUGGAAACGGUACGGCCGUCUUCCAUGGAAACCGCUUUUCGAGCCGGCGAUCGAGCUAGCCAGAGGCGGUUUCGUGGUGGCUCCGUAUCUCGGACGGGCCAUAUCGAGCCACUCUUCGAUGAUACUCAAAGACCCUGGUAUGCGAGAUGUCUUCUCGCGAAACGGCCGGGUACUAAAACCAGGGGAGACUUGCUAUAACCGGGAGCUUGCUCGGAGCCUGGAGACGAUCUCGGAGCAAGGACCGGGAGCGUUCUACAACGGUACGGUAGGCGAAAAGCUAGUCGAAGAUGUGAAAAUGGCGGGAGGGAUCAUAACGAUGGACGAUCUAAGAAGUUACAAAGUCAGAGUCACCGACGCAUUGUCCGUUGAUGUUAUGGGGUAUACCAUUCACGGGAUGCCGCCUCCUUCCGGCGGAACACUCGGUUUUCCGAUGGUUAUGAAUAUCUUGGACAGCUACUCGGAGCUGUACACUGCUUCCGGGAAGGAUCUCGGGCUUCACCGUUUGAUAGAAGCAAUGAAACAUAUGUUCGCGGCUCGUAUGGAUCUUGGAGACCCUGAGUUUGUUGACGUAACAGACGCCACGAACCGGAUGCUCUCUAAGCCUCUCGCCGGAGAAAUCCGAAAGAGGAUUCUCGACAACACCACGUUCCCGCCUGAGUACUACUUGAACCGGUGGAGCCAGCUCAGAGACCAAGGGACGAGUCAUUUCUGCAUCGUGGACAAGGAUCGAAACACCGUGUCGAUGACCACGACGGUGAACUACGUUUUUGGCGCCGGCGUUUUAUCGCCUUCCACCGGAAUCUUACUCAACAACGAGAUGGAUGAUUUCUCGACACCGACGGAAAUCACACCGGACAAUCUCCCUCCGGCGCCUACAAAUUUCAUUGAACCAAACAAAAGACCAUUAUCUUCCAUGACACCUCUCGUUAUCACCAAGGACGGUGAGUUGGUGGCGGUGCUUGGAGGAAGUGGAGGAAUGAAUAUAAUUCCGGCGGUGAUUCAAGUUUUUCUUAAUUGCUUUGUGUUGAAGAUGAAACCUUUAGAAGCUGUGGAGAGUGCAAGAGUUUACCAUAAGUUGAUACCGAACGUUGUUCGAUAUGAGAACUUCACGGCGAUCAACGGUGAUCACAUAGGAAAACAGAAACCAUUCAAGGGAUUACUCACCGCAGUUAGUGAUCCUCGUAAAGAUGGGAAGCCAGCUGCAGCUUGA